Molecule: messenger RNA, 2508 nt
Organism: Triplophysa dalaica
Lineage: Eukaryota; Metazoa; Chordata; Actinopteri; Cypriniformes; Nemacheilidae
Gene: pofut3
Product: fucosyltransferase 10
Exons: 4
Coding region: 139-1488 (449 amino acids)
Cellular component (GO): Golgi membrane
Molecular function (GO): alpha-(1->3)-fucosyltransferase activity
Source: RefSeq, a predicted model, not a curated record
CUCAACAACAAACUAGUUGGAAAAUCUCGGUUUGAUCGAUUUAGGAAUAAAGAAUGAGAACCAGUGACCCAGAUAUAAUAAAGCACCUGACGGAUCAUUUAAAUGAAUUAAUGUGUUACGUUUGAUUUUUGUUUUCACAUGAUGCGAAUCUCCGUCAGAAAACUUUGCGCUGUGUGUCUGUGCGCGUGCGCGUGCGCCAGUCUGUUUCUUUACAUCUCCAUAUUUCAGGUCGGGCAGACCGCUGACACACAGCUCAUCGGGAAGAGAACGCCGAAAGCCUCAGACGUCCAGGACCCCGUCAUCGUGUGGUGGUCUCCAGUGAGCGGAGAGCAGGGGCGGGUGGCAGACUGUGGACGUAACAGAUGUGUCUUCACCACAAACAGAUCUCAUCAUUCUCAUCCACAGACACGAGCCUUCCUCUUUUACGGUACGGAUUUCAGCGCUGAAAGUCUUCCUCUGCCGAGAAGCGACGAGCAUCACUGGGCUCUGUUCCACGAGGAGUCGCCCAAAAAUAACUACAAGCUCUUUCACCCGCCGCUCAUCACACUGUUCAACCACACGGCCACCUUCAGCCGUCACUCUCACCUGCCCCUCACCACACAACACCUGGAGAGCCUCAGCGCUCUCACAUCACCAACACACCUGCUCCCUCUGUCCCUCAAAAACCAGCGGAGGAAAACCCUGGCGCCCGUGGCCUACGUCCAGUCCGACUGCGACCCGCCGUCCGAUCGAGACGUGUACGUCCAGGAGCUGAUGCGUCACAUUCAGGUGGACUCUUACGGAGCGUGUCUUCACAAUAAAGACCUGCCGUCCCAUCUGAGAGACUCGGCGGCGAUGGAGCAUGAGGAUCUCUAUCACCUCCUCUCUCAGUAUAAAUUCCUCCUGGCCUUCGAGAACGCUGUCUGUGAGGAUUACAUCACGGAGAAACUCUGGAGACCUCUGAAGAUGGGGGUCGUGCCCGUCUAUUAUGGAGCUCCCAACGUUGGCAUGUGGCUGCCGGACGACAGAAGCGCGGUGGUGGUGAAUCCAGACCAGCCGCCUGAGGAACUGGCUCGGUAUUUAAAGAGACUGGACACACAUGACGAGGAAUAUUCUCAGUAUCUGCAGUGGAAACACAAGCGGCGGAUCUCCAAUGUCAAUCUGGUGAAGCGUCUGAGAGAACGUCAGUGGAGCGUUCAUGACGUCACUCAAGAAAACGUCAUAGAUGCGUUUGAGUGUCUGGUGUGUAACAGAGUGUGGGAGAACAUCCACAGACACAAACAGAAGCUGGCGGCUAAAGUGUGGCGAGCCGAAGAGACUCAUCUGAUGUGUCCUCCUCCCAAACUCUUCCACUUCCCUGCGAGCCCCCCGAACGGCUCGUAUCUGAGGAGCAUCUGGAGAGCAAGUUAUGAUCAAUCAAAGAAAGAAGCCGGCGCUCUGAGACGACUUAUUGAGAGAAACACAAACUUCACUGACACACACUUCUGGAGUGAAGUCUUCAUCAUGUGACAGAAACACAGUCAUCUCAGUCUCACUUCACAUCACAGGUUCUUUAUAUGUGUGAACGCCAUCAUUUCAUAAACACAAUCUUUACCACACACACACUCACACACACACGAUAUUCCUGAAGGACAAUUAGUGUAAUGCUUAUUCAUGAAUAAUCUGUAGAUAUUAUACCAAGGGUUGGGUAUCGUUUGAAUUUGAUCGAUUCCAAUUAUGAUUCAGCUUAACCAUUCCGAUUCUUAUCGAUUCACAUUUUCGAUUCCAGAGUAAAACAAGAAAAAACAACAAGAAACAAAAAGUAAAACAUUCAGAUAUCAACAUGUAUGAUAAUUAAGCCUGGUUAUUGACUGGUUUGCAAAAUAUAUGUAUAUUUAUGAGCACCAUUUUACAAUUAUUUACAUUUAUUCAUUGGGCAGACACUUUUAUGCAAAGCGAUUUACAAGUAGGAGACCUUAUAAACUUUUUGUCAACACACUAAACAGUACCGGUAGUUUUGUAUACUUACAUUUUGUGUAUAUAUAUAUAUAUAUAUAUAUAUAUAUAUAUAUACACAUAUAUACACAUAGCAAACAUGUUUUGUCUUUUUUACAAUUUUUUAUUACCAUAGCUGUACUACGUCAUGGUUUAACUUUAGUGCCUAUAAUGAAUCUACGGUCAAUUUGUGGUUCCUGUGCUCUAUCACAGGUUAACACAAGUACAUUUCUGAAAAUAUGCACACAGGAAUUGAUAAGAGGAAUUCAAAUUUUAAUGUCAAGUAUUCAGAUUCCUAUUCCUUUUCAUUCCAAUUUUCUGUAAUUAUACCAGAAUCCCUUCAGCGUUGCCUCAUACUUGUCUUUAAGAUGCACAUUCUGCUCUUUUUAUACUUGCGAACUAUAAAAAAAAUUGUAGUCGUUUUUUACAUUGACUGUUUUGUAUUCACCUCCCUUGCUUAGUCACGGGUUUGUUUCUGAAUAUGUGAUUUUUUUGGAUCAUGCGGAUUGUUCCUAAACUUGUACUGAACUAUAAAUGAAAAGUGAUAACCUUGUG